AUGGAGGCACACUCACAACCGCAAAGCUAUGCGCAAGAUCACGCUACACCGCCCCAAUCAUCGCCAGCAGCAGCAAAGAACCAAUGGAACAUCCCCACCGGCUUCGCAUCGACCGGCAGUCAAUCACAUACCCAAAGCUUUGAGGAGAUCUACGGCGUACCGGAGAACUUCCUCGAAAUAGAGGUGACAGACCCACAAACGCACCAACCAACAUCCUCCCCCUCCUCCCGCUACACCACCUACCUCAUCCGCCUCAGCACCAACAUCCCCGCCUUCAAACUCCGCCGCUCCGAAGUUCGCCGCCGCUACUCCGACUUCGAGGUCUUCCGCGACCUACUCGAGCGCGAAUCCGCCCGCGUCUCCAUCCCACCCUUACCCGGCAAAGUCUACCUCAACCGCUUCGACGACGCGGUGAUCGAGGAGCGACGGAAAGGGCUGGAGCGCUUCCUCAAGAUCGUCGUGGGACACCCGCUCUUGCAGACCGGGUCGAGAGUGUUGGGUGGAUUCGUGCAGGACCCGAAUUGGGAUCGGAAUGCUUGGUAG
Baudoinia panamericana UAMH 10762 is the source of this 543-nucleotide messenger RNA. RefSeq lists its product as uncharacterized. The transcript is spliced from 2 exons. The record is from RefSeq and is a predicted model, not a curated record. Gene Ontology annotation, biological process: endocytic recycling; late endosome to Golgi transport. The coding region runs from base 1 to 543 and encodes 180 amino acids. Gene Ontology annotation, cellular component: early endosome membrane; retromer complex. Gene Ontology annotation, molecular function: phosphatidylinositol-3-phosphate binding. Lineage: Eukaryota; Fungi; Ascomycota; Dothideomycetes; Mycosphaerellales; Teratosphaeriaceae.